AAAAAAGCUCUCUCUCUCUCUCUCUCUCUCUCUAGGAGCUAAAGUAGGGCUACAAACUGAGUAGGAGUUGCUCGACCUUUUUCUUGGGAAAAAUAUCUGCCAACCCUUCAAAUAUGUUUUCAUCAUCAUAACCCUUUCAUGGUUUAAUUCUAGGAUUCAUCAAACAUCCACUUUUAGAUUCAAAGAAAAAAGAAAAGACUCUAGUUAAGUAUAGCUAGCUAACCCUACUGUUCUCUUUCCUCUUAUUUUCUACGUAUACAAACACAUCCUCCUCUUCAUUACCUUCUCUCCAUCCCCAACCCCUCUCUACUGUUGACAUUUACAGUGAGUGUUGCAAAUGUUGAUCGGAUCCGUUAUUUCAUAAAAAGCUUAGUAGAAUUUAUCAAGAAAUUUUCAUGGAUUCAGUUGAUCAAAACUUCAACAGUACUAGUUCCAAUAUCCCAAACCCUAUGAACUCUCCUCCAACCAUCACCACCGCCAUGAGUAGUGCUAAUACCAUAGGCGGCGGAGUCGGUGGCAGCGGCUCAUCCUCUGCCUUGACAUCACCUACAACACUCAGCCGCUACGAGAACCAGAAGCGGCGAGACUGGAACACGUUCGGGCAGUACCUUCGCAAUUACCGGCCCCCGCUCUCGCCCUCCCACUGCAGCGGGGCCCACGUGGUGGAGUUUCUACGGUACUUGGAUCAAUUCGGGAAGACUAAGGUGCACACGCAACUCUGCCCCUUUUUCGGGCACCCGAACCCUCCAGCCCCAUGCCCUUGCCCGCUCCGCCAAGCGUGGGGCAGUCUCGACGCCCUCAUAGGGCGACUCCGGGCCGCGUUUGAGGAACACGGAGGUGGUCCUGAGGCCAACCCGUUCGGUGCCAGGGCAAUUAGGCUUUAUCUCCGUGAAGUUCGGGACUUGCAGGCCAAAGCCAGAGGAAUUAGUUACCAGAAGAAGAACAAGAAGCGAAAGCGACCUCCACAACAGAAUCAGCGCUCACAACCUCCUGCUGCUGCUGCAGCUGCAGUGUUGAUCUCACCUCAUGACAAUGCUAGUGCUAGCCAGUAAGCACUACUUCAUCACCAAAAUCUCCACCCAACACACACACAUAUAAGGCAUGGUAAUAUUUGUCUUUAUUGAUUAACUACGCCCAUUAGGGUUUAUUACUGCAUUUUUUAUGGAAGUUGUGAACAACUUGAUUAUAAUAUUCUCGAUUAUUGGAUGCCUUAUUAUGUGUUUUCUUCAAUUAAUAUACUUGUAAUAAUCCAUCCCUCUGCAAUAAUAACACUUU
Molecule: messenger RNA, 1275 nt
Organism: Tripterygium wilfordii
Lineage: Eukaryota; Viridiplantae; Streptophyta; Magnoliopsida; Celastrales; Celastraceae
Product: protein LIGHT-DEPENDENT SHORT HYPOCOTYLS 4-like
Exons: 1
Coding region: 396-1052 (218 amino acids)
Biological process (GO): response to light stimulus; mRNA transcription
Cellular component (GO): nucleus
Source: RefSeq, a predicted model, not a curated record